UAUGUUUUGAGAUUUCAUCAUGUGAUUUCACUUUUUUUUUCUUUUAAUAGCUGCACAGAGCAGGGAUCUUCGCAAUUUUUUCCAGGGACUAUCUGAGUUCCCUCUCUCUCUUUCUUUUUUUUCUUUUCAGCAGCAUACUUUGCCUUGACUGUUUUUUUUUUUUCAUUUAGUGUGACGUAUGAUUGGAGUUCCUGCCCUUGUUUCAUUUAGUUUAGAGAGCAGGAGACGGGUGAAGAAGCAGUCAUAGACUCUGGCCUGUUAUGGGUAAAAUGGACUAAAGCUGUAAACAAGAGGAGCUGUGAGUCCCUGUGCUGGAUCCUACUUGGCGAGUAGGAAGAAAGACGAGGAGAAGUUGCAACAAAGUGACUUAGGAGACCAGUCGGCGAGUUGUGUUGCCUUUGGGCAAAGGUGGAUGAGAAGUUGCUGCUGAAAAGUCUGUCAAACACGGGAGGAGAAGGAGGUGGAGCACCAGUCUGAGGAGGAACCCCCACUUUUGCAUCCAAACAGGAGGAACAGGACAGGAUGAGGUAUCAAGGCAGGGAAGUGGAGGUUGAAGGACGAGUGCGCCUGGUGAUGGAGAGUGCCCUGACUGCCCGCGACAGGGUGGGAGUGCAGGACUUUGUCCUGCUGGAAAACUACAACAGUGAGGCGACCUUCAUUGAAAAUCUGAGACGGCGCUUCAGAGAAAACCUAAUCUACACGUACAUCGGCUCAGUGCUUGUGUCAGUGAACCCGUACAAAGAGCUGGAGAUUUACUCCAAGCAGCAGAUGGAGCGUUACAGAGGGGUCAGCUUCUAUGAAAUAUCACCUCACAUCUACGCCUUGUCAGACAAUACUUACCGAGCCAUGAAGACGGAGAGGAAAGACCAGUGCAUCCUCAUAUCAGGUGAGAGCGGGGCAGGUAAAACAGAGGCUUCCAAGAAGAUCCUCCUGUACUUCGCCGUUACUUGUCCCACCACUGAGCAUGCUGCUGCCCUUGGUGACCGUCUCCUGCAAUCAAACCCAGUUCUGGAGGCUUUUGGUAACGCCAAGACAUUGAGGAACGACAACUCCAGUCGCUUUGGAAAAUACAUGGAUAUCCAGUUUGACUUCAGGGGUGCACCCGUGGGAGCGCACAUCCUUAACUACCUUCUGGAGAAAUCCCGUGUUGUACACCAGAACCACGGGGAAAGAAACUUUCAUAUUUUCUACCAGCUUUUGGAUGGAGGGGAUGAUGAGCUGCUGAAAAGCCUGGAGCUGGAGAGAAACCCUCACAGCUACCGUUAUCUAGUCAAGGGGAACUGCCCAAAAGUCAGCUCCAUAAGUGACAAGAAUAACUGGAAGGUUGUUAUGAAGGCCCUGUCUGUGAUUGGCUUUGCCACAGAAGAAGUGCAGAAACUGCUGAAAAUCAUCGCCAGUGUUCUCCAUCUGGGAAACGUUCUCUUUGGAGAAGGAGAAGAAGAAGAAACUUACAUUACCACUGAGACUCAACUAUCAACUCUGGCAAUGCUGCUGGGUGUUGAUGGCUCGGCCCUCAGGGAGGCGCUCACUCACAGGAAACUCACCGCCAGAGGAGAGGAGAUGAUCACCCCGCUAAGCUUUGAGCAAGCUGUGUCGGCCAGGGAUGCUUUGGCUAAAGCCGUGUACGGUCGAACCUUCACCUGGUUGGUGGAGAAGAUCAACCAAUCGUUGGCUUUGAAGGAUGAACUCUACCACAGCAGCAAAGGCUCCUCAGUCAUUGGGCUUCUUGAUAUUUAUGGAUUUGAAGUACUACAGCACAAUAGUUUUGAGCAGUUCUGCAUCAACUUCUGCAACGAGAAGCUUCAGCAGCUGUUUAUUGAGCUUACCCUCCGGUCUGAGCAGGAAGAGUACGAGACCGAAGGAAUUGCUUGGGAGACAGUGAAAUACUUUGACAACAAGAUCAUUUGCGACCUGAUCGAGGAGAAACACAAAGGCAUCAUCUCCAUUCUGGACGAGGAGUGUCUGAGACCCGGUGAGGCCUGCGAUGUCUCCUUUUUGGAGAAACUGGAAGACUCAUUAGGCUGCCAUCCCCAUUUCAUCACGCACAAAUUAGCAAAUGGAAAAACCCGCCGUGUAAUGAGCCGAGAGGAGUUCAGGCUACUGCAUUAUGCAGGCGAGGUCAAUUAUAAUGUUAGUGGUUUCCUCGACAAGAACAACGAUUCACUGAACAGGAACCUGAAAGAGGUCAUGUGCCAGUCAGACAACCAGAUCUUGAGUUACUGCUUCCGCAGAGAGGAAGUGAUUGACCAAAAACGUCCAGAGAUGGCUGCCACACAAUUUAAACACAGCCUGACAAAACUAAUGGAGAUCCUAAUGUCUAAAGAGCCAUCAUACGUGCGUUGUAUUAAACCUAAUGAUGCCAAGCAACCAGGACGUUUCGAUGAAGUUCUGGUCAGACACCAGGUCAAGUACUUAGGUCUGAUGGAAAACCUGAGAGUCAGGAGAGCCGGCUUUGCUUAUCGCAGGCGCUUUGAAGCUUUCUUGCAGAGGUACAAGCCCCUGUGUCCUGAGACGUGGCCCAACUGGCAAGGAAGACUUGUAGAUGGAGUUUCUGCCCUGGUCAAACAUCUAGGCUACAAAGAAGAAGAGUACAAACUGGGCAGAUCAAAAAUCUUCAUCCGUUUCCCUAAAACACUCUUCACCACAGAGGAUGCACUCGAAGCGAAAAAGCCAGAGAUUGCGGUCACUAUGCAGAAAUCAUGGAGAGGCUACAGAGAGAGAUCCAAGUAUCAACGCAUCAGACAUGCAGUGAUAGUGAUCCAGUCUGGAUGGCGAGGGAUGAAAGCACGCAGGCGGGCCAAGCAACGGCGAGAGGCUGCAGUGUUGAUACGCAGGGUCAUAAAAGGCUUCAUCUACCGUCAUGAGGAAUAUUGCCCGGAGAAUGAGUACUUCCUCGAUCAUGUGCGCUGUUCUUUCCUCAAAAAUCUAAGGAAAAACCUGCCGAAAAGCGUUUUAGACAAAAGCUGGCCAAAAUCUCCUCCAUCUCUCGUCGAGGCCUCAGAGCACCUGCAGAGGCUGCACAUGCGCAACAUGGUCGUGAAGUAUUGUAGGAGAAUCCAGCCUGAGUGGAAGAAGCAGAUGAUGCAGAAGGUCACAGCCAGUGAGCUCUUCAAAAACCAGAAAGAGAUUUACCCCCAGAGUGUUGGGCGACUGUUCUUAGACUCCAGGCUCGAACGUGAGCAAAUCAGUCUCAAGGUUCUCCAGACUCUCGGCAGUGAAAAAGUGCAGUAUGGCGUCUCAGUGAUCAAAUAUGACAGGAGGGGCUUCAAGCCCCGGCCUCGCCAGCUGCUCCUCACCAACACCUUUGCUCUGCUGGUUGACCGUACCAAGAUCAAACAGAAGAUUGACUACGCUUCUCUGAGAGGAAUCUCAGUGAGCUCUUUAAGUGAUGGGAUAUUGGUUCUCCAUGUACCCUGUGAGGACAACAAACAGAAGAGUGAUGCUGUGCUACACUGCAGCCAUGUGAUUGAGCUGGUGACCAAAAUAAGCAUGUUGGCAAGAAAGACAAACUGUGUGGAUGUCAGGCCAGGCAGCAUUCGGUUUGCUGUUGCCAGAAACAAGGAAGGGAUUAUUGAUUUUGUCAGAGGCUCAGAGCUCAAGGUGGGCAAAGGCAAGAGAGGACAUCUGCUGGUGGCUGCACCACGGAUCGCCACCACAUGAAGAAACCAGAAACUACAACCGGAUCAACUAAUCCAAGUUGCACAGAAGCUGCUUACUUAGUUUGCAGCUGCAGGAUAACAACACAGAUUAUGAAGCAACAAUGGAUUCAUACCUUCAAGCUUACCCGCACAGUAUCACUUGAAUAUAUUGAAUGUCAAAACAAUCAUAACCCAGAGUCUUCACUGUUUGUAAAUGCUUAACAUUUAUUAACAUUCAAAAAACAACAAAAUUUCUGUAUGAAACACAAAAUAUCUGUAAAACUGCAUGACUUUCUGCAAAAGAACUGAAACAAAAAAACACAGCAAUAAAUAAUAUUCAAAUAAAUAUUUCAAUAAAUAGUAAAUACAUCUUUGGAAAACCC
This is a messenger RNA of Oryzias latipes (Japanese medaka), 4021 nucleotides long. RefSeq names its product unconventional myosin-Ic. Lineage: Eukaryota; Metazoa; Chordata; Actinopteri; Beloniformes; Adrianichthyidae. Gene Ontology annotation, cellular component: cytoplasm; microvillus; myosin complex. Gene Ontology annotation, molecular function: microfilament motor activity; actin filament binding; ATP binding. Gene Ontology annotation, biological process: endocytosis; actin filament-based movement; actin filament organization. The record is from RefSeq and is a predicted model, not a curated record.